Molecule: messenger RNA, 1170 nt
Organism: Culicoides brevitarsis
Lineage: Eukaryota; Metazoa; Arthropoda; Insecta; Diptera; Ceratopogonidae
Exons: 3
Coding region: 92-1012 (306 amino acids)
Biological process (GO): neurogenesis
Cellular component (GO): cytosol
Molecular function (GO): protein binding
Source: RefSeq, a predicted model, not a curated record
CUCGUCAUUUCUGUUCUGUCAGUCAAAGCGAAAGGAUCAAUUUCAAUUUUUCUCUCAAUUAAAUCCUUUGUUAAUUGUUUUUGCAGCAAAAAUGAGAAAUCGCCACUUUUUAAAAGGUCUUUUGACGUGGUUCGAAACCCAAACGGAUUGCAACGUGUACUUUUGGUGUCCAGAUUCCGUAAAUCCUGCCCAAAAAUGGCAAAUUGGAGCUCACAAGAAUAUUCUUUCAAUGACGAGUGAUGUUUUUAAAGGGAUGUUCUAUGGUCCAUUGGCUCAUAACACUGCUCAAGCGAUCGAAGUUACGAUGGAUUAUUCGACUUUUAAGAUGCUUUUGACUUUUAUUUACGGAGGAAAAAUUUGGUUCGAUAACAUCGAAGUUGCUCGUGAUUUUUUCGCUGCUGCUAGUUACUAUGCUUGCAAAGAUGCAAUGAAAUACGUCAUGAAGUAUUUAUGGAACAAUUUAAACCGCGAAAAUUCGAUUGUUUGUUGCGAAAUUGGGCGUUUGUACUGUUAUGAUGAGCUGAAAAACGCUGCUUGGAAGGUAAUUGGUCGAGACCAAAAGAUCUUAGAACGUCCGAAAUUUCUCACAGCAAGUCCGGAUUUUGUUGUCGAAUUGUACCAAACGCAAAAGUUUACAAGUGUGCAGACGGAAAAGGAGAUUUUGGUCGCUCUCGAGCGUUAUGUCACCCACAAUUUGGCAAGAGAUCCGAACAUAAUGGCAAAAAUUCGUCCUGCUAUUCAAAGUAUUGCCUUUUUGACGUUGAAAAUUGAGGAUGUUCAGAAAACAAUCCUUCUGACUGCUCAUGAAAAGGCUGGAAUUCUCAUGAAUUUGAGAGCAAAUAAGGAUUUCAUGCCUGAGGGAUUCUCAAAGCGUUCGGUACCUAUCGAAAUGGUUCAAGGAGUCUCUCGAAUGUUUGUUGACACCUUAUAUCGAGGCGAUGGUUACGACGAAUAUGAUGAAGAUAGCGAUGAUUAUUACUCCGAAGAUCAAUAUGAGAAUGAAUAUUAUUGAGAUGAUGAAGAAUUUCAAGCCAGCAAGUGAAAAAACUUUCACAAAAGAUUAUUUUUAAGACAAUUUUUGAUAAAAAUUUAUGCUUUAAAUACUUGAAAAUUACUUCAAAAUGAAGAAAAUUAAUUAUUUUUUGAAAUAAAUGCCUGAAGAUUAAAUUU